ACCUCUUCUUCUGCAAGAAACUUGUAGUUCAAAUUGUUCAGUUCCUUAAUGCGAUUGAGGAGAGUUUAGCGCAGUUUAACAAGCUCUCUCAACACAUCGUCGUUGUUUGGGACUGGAGAUAACCAGAGCCCUUAAUAACAGAGAGAAAUCCUGCUGAGAGGGGAGCUACAGCCAUGGAGAACAGAGAGUAUGACAGCCUGCAGGAGUUCACUGAGGAAACGUCCAGCAGGAGGAACAGGCCAGUCCUUGACCACAGCAAUGGCUCCCGGGGACUGAAGAGGGGCGUUGAGUGUUUGAGGAGUCAGACUGCUCUCUUUGUGCUUGUUGGCCUUUUGGCCUCCAUCUGUGCCAACAUCGUGCUCACUGUGCUGUUGUUUAGCAGGCCAGUGCCAGGUACCCCCUUGGAGUCUGCAGCUCUGAGUCUGAAGCUGAACUCAAUGCAGACACGCUACAUCCUGCUGUGUGAGGACUACACUAAACUGGGGCAGAGCUGUUCACAGACAGUCAACAAGUGCAGGGCGUGUCCUGAUGCGUGGCUUCACGUUGGAGAUAAAUGCUACUACUUCAGCAGUGACAAACAGGACUGGCUGACCAGCAGAGACAGCUGCACAGAGAUGGGCAGCCAUCUUGCUAUACUGCACACCAUGGAACAGCAUGAUGCCCUAGAAAAAGAAGCCAAAAAGAUUGGUGGAUUUGAUUACCACUUCUGGAUCGGCCUGUCUGAUAUGGAGAAGGAAGGAGACUGGAGAUGGGUGGACAACACAACACUGGAACACAAAUACUGGGAUCAGUGGAGCUCAGAGCCGGAUAACCACCUGUCAGGAGGGGAGCACGGAGAGGACUGCGCCACUUUAGACAGCCGUGCAAAGUCAUGGUUUGAUGUUCCUUGUGAGAACAUCUAUAAACGCAUCUGCCAAAUGGAUGCCGUCCAGUUUGACUAGGGUCUGUAUGUAGGUGACAAACUACAGCGCGGGAUAGUCUGGAAACCAAACAUGAACCUCCAUUUUUCACACGCUUGUGUUAAAAAAGCCAAAAAAAAACAACAAAUAAAUAAUAAAAUAAAAAAU
Messenger RNA from Myripristis murdjan (pinecone soldierfish), 1067 nucleotides. It is a transcript of the gene cldc1, whose product is annotated as C-type lectin domain containing 1. The coding region runs from base 174 to 941 and encodes 255 amino acids. The record is from RefSeq and is a predicted model, not a curated record. Lineage: Eukaryota; Metazoa; Chordata; Actinopteri; Holocentriformes; Holocentridae. The transcript has 6 exons.